This is a messenger RNA of Stylophora pistillata, 3319 nucleotides long. RefSeq lists its product as uncharacterized. The record is from RefSeq and is a predicted model, not a curated record. Lineage: Eukaryota; Metazoa; Cnidaria; Anthozoa; Scleractinia; Pocilloporidae.
UAUACUUUUACGAAACAAAAUAAACGUAUCUCGAUGAAAGCACGCUGACGUAUGAACCAAUUGUUAAAUUGAACAAAGGACUCAAGGAGUGGGCGUCGUGGCAGCCAGUGCGAAAGCGUCAAGCAAUCUUUCCUCAUUCAGUCGGCAUACGCCGUUCAAUCUAAAACGAGAAAAUAGCUAGAUGAGCAUGCCUCCAAAGCCAGAUACUUCCAAAAGAGGAUGUAAAGAACCAAAAGGUUCAGUAAAGAAUAUUACUGAACAGGUAGGAGGUUUGAAGAUCGAAGACAGCCAUAGUAAAGAUUCAAAGCAAGGAAAUGAUGGAACCCCUGAGACUAAGAGCAAGGGAACUGUAAGGAAGAAAGGGGCACGAAGACCAUUGCUGAUAGACAUUAAAAAAUGUAACACAAACAAUGGAGAAUGUAUGGAGAAUCAUCCGUGGGAGCCGAAUCGACCCAAGAUUAUGCCUGACGAAAUGGACGAAUCCGCAGUGUAUACGGUGGGCAAAAACUGGAAACAUUGGGAUAAGGUUGAUUUAAGAAAAAUAUAUCAGCAUCUCCCCAAAUUUGUCAAGGAAAUGAAAGGGAAAACGUGUCGGCAAGAGCUAGAAGAGGUAUUGCAACUUGAUAAAAGCUCGGACACCAGAGACUCAGAGACCGAGGCCUCAGCAAACAAAGACACAGACAAAGAAGGCUCAGGCAACGACGGCUCAGAAAACAAUAGCUCAGCUAACAAAGACAUGGAAAGCGGAAGCUCAGAAACCAAAGCCCCACCCAAAAUGCUGCGGUUUAAGCCGAUCUCUGACGAAUAUCUAACCCCGCACGUAAAGGAGGUAGUUUACAUGCAAAGGAAAAAGGACGAGCCAAAGGACAAGCCAGACCUUCCAGACACACCGAAAGUAAAAGAAAGUUUUAGGGCCUAUUCUUUGCCACGGCCACAAAACCCACAACAAAAGCCAAACAUCUGGUUCCUAGACUGCGAAUAUAUGUGCAAGGUUCAUUUACCUGGUAACACUUCAGAUUGGCUCGACGAUAGCGACAAGAGCGGUAAGCGAAUUAGAGCAAUUAAACCCGACAAAAUCGACCAAAGAUGGAUUUUUACACCUUCCUUUCGUCGAGCGAAGAUUGCUCUGCUGGAUUGGCCGGAUGAUCGAAUCCUGAACUCUAAAAACACAAUCAGGAUUCUUGUGGUAAGACCCACAGAAUUCGAAGAGUAUGUCAAGUAUUGUGGGGACAAGUUUCACAUCAUCAGCCUACCAAAUGAUGAGAUUGGUGCUGGAUACCCCAGAUUGUGGAUACAAAAAAUUGCUCUACGAUUGAAGUUGAACUUCAUUUGGAUGAUUGAUGACAGUCUUCUGUGCUUUUACGAGUACCACCCAGAUGAUGGAGAAGAAACUAUAUAUGAUCCAGACAGACGGCGAAAGUUCAGCAUCGUUUUUAAAAGUAUUGAAUACUUCGUGCAGUGUGCCAGUUCCCACACUGUCCCCAUCGCAGCCAUGAGCCCGAGGCAAUUUAGGGGCGCAAAACCUCCAUUGUUUGAACAACUUGCUUGCCUUCCUCCACAGAUUGCUGUGUAUCUCAACCUCGAGGCACUGAAGUCUAGGGACAUAUACUAUAGACCUGAACUACAGGUCCUAGAAGACAUGGUCUUCGGUUAUGAAUGUGAGCAAAAUGGCCUUAAAGUUUUCGUGGACAAUCGCAUUCAGCUGAAGGAUAAAGAUUGGAGAGACACUGGAGCCAGAAGUAUUUCUGUACAACAGAAAAUGAGGGAGGCAGAUGAGGUAUUCGAAGCCAACACUACGACCCAAUUGAUCUUCCGAUACUAAAUGUAAAGUAUGUUAUGAACUUUGCAUUGUUUACUGGUUAUUGGAUGUAAACCAAUUCUAGAUAGUGCUUUUAAUGCUGUUUUAGGGAUUUUAACUAGUUUUGAAGUUUUAUUUACUGAAGGAAAAAUCUUCAGAACAUUGACAAGAACACUCAUAUUUGUAAUGGGAAAAUACACUUGAAAAUUUCUUCCAUAAUUAUGAACAUACAGUUAAAAUAAGUUAGACACAUUUUGCAAGUAUGGCUCUAUAGUUCCAUGUGUUAAAAAGAAAAUAUUUAUAAAAAUAACUAAAUGACUUGUUUCCUGGUGGAAGUGGAGGUCUUGAUGCCACACCAGGUGUUAGUGACAUUCCUUGAUGUCCACCCUCUGGGGUACUGCUGACAGGACCAAACAUUCUUCCUGCAGUAUCAAAGGGGCCUGGGGAGGGAUGGCCUGGGGAGGGAUGGCCAGGGGAGGAAGGCACCACAAGCAUCAGAGAUCCUUGAGUUGAGGAGCACAAACUGCUUCCUCUCCUUUGCUGUUGGGUGAACAGGAAUUUUACAAUCUUACCAGACUUGAGUGCCUGGAAAAAAAAUAUGCAAGAUUGAUUUACUAGAGGUUACUCCCUAUUUUAAUUGUCCCGAACCAUUUGGAAUCUUUGUUUUUGUAGCAUUUAGCAACUAGGAGUACUGUAGUUAUUUGGUUAUGCCCCACGGUUUUUUCAGGAAAAUUCUGUCUUGGGAGGAAAGUUAGUGCUGAAAUUGGGGUGUACCUUAUAGCCAAGAAUAGCCAAGUAUUUUUAUGCAAGUAAAUCUUACAACAAUAAUUUCAGCAGAAUUGGUAAUUGUAAUCUUCAAUGGAGUGUUAAUGUAGUUAGCCAUAUGUUCUUUUGAAAGGUUUUCCUAACAGUUCACUGGUGUCAAUUUUUAACAGCUGGCCUUGCUUGUUCAAGAGAUGCACGAUGCUUGUGUCACAUAAUUUCCUACUUUUUAAAGACCGAAGUCUUUUACAUUAUUUCAGCGCAAUUAGAAAUUUUCCAGAUACCAACAUGUAAUUAUCAAUUUUGGAUAGAGAUGAGAAUGAUUAUGGUAGAAGAAAUAAACUGUAAGUUGAAUAAAAACAUAGGUCUUUGAAUCUAAUAGUAAAAUUUAAACCAAACCUAAAACUCAAGCAUGAAAUUUAUAGCAUGGAUUUACUUUCCUAAGUUAUACAGUGGAAAUAACAGAAAAAUAGACAUUUUAGGAAGGAACUUAAGGUCGAGUGCAGUAUAUUAUGAAUGUUAGGAGCAUGUUAGACUUGCAAACCCUAGUUCCAAGGCUCAAGUCCAGUACAAAUAUCCUGCAAUUUUGUACACUGGUUUGCACAGUUGAUUAUUUUUUGUUGUAAAACACUUGUUUAACAGGUUGACUAUCUUGUACGAGUUUUUUAAAAGGGAAAAGCAUGGAUAUCAUUUUAGCAAUGUAUACAAGUCAUACAAAAUAAAGCAGCUGGAUGAUUAAAAACUUAAAUCAUUGGUAGA